This is a messenger RNA of Triticum aestivum (bread wheat), 1225 nucleotides long. RefSeq lists its product as uncharacterized. The coding region runs from base 55 to 969 and encodes 304 amino acids. Lineage: Eukaryota; Viridiplantae; Streptophyta; Magnoliopsida; Poales; Poaceae. The record is from RefSeq and is a predicted model, not a curated record. The transcript is spliced from 3 exons.
AGAAAGUAUGGCUUCAAAUCAACCUGUUUCGUAAGCAGUUAUGAAGCGCUUGCAAUGUUCUUGUGGACAUUAGGGGGUUGCGAGUCUAAUAGGAGAACACAAAAUCGUUUCAAGCACUCAGGAGAUACAGUCCACCGGAAGUUUCAUGAGGUUUUACUCUGUGUGGUUAAGAUGGCAGCAGAUUACCUGAAACCUAAGGACCCAAACUUUAGUAGUGUGCACCCAAGGAUUCAAAAGGAUAGAAGGGCUUAUCCACAUCUUAAGGACUGCAUCGGCGCACUAGAUGGUACUCACGUCAGAGCUACCAUUCCUGCUGGCGACCAAGUUAGAUACAUUGGAAGGUCAGGAUCAACAACACAGAAUGUUCUGGCAAUAUGUGAUUUUGACAUGCAUUUCAUGUACACUUCAGUUGGUCAACCCGGCUCUAUGCAUGAUACCAGUGUCUUGUAUCAUGCAAUUGAAGCUGACAAAGAUACCUUCCCUCAUCCUCCAAAGGGUAAGUACUAUCUUGUGGACGCGGGCUAUCCUAAUAGACCUGGAUAUCUCGCACCUUACAAGGGAGAAAGGUACCACGUGCCUGAUUUUCAACGAGGUGUGGCGCCAAGAACACCUAAGGAGAAAUUUAACAAGAUACACUCAUCCAAGCGUAAUGUGAUCGAGAGAGCAUUUGGUGUGUGGAAAAUGAAGUGGCAGAUUCUACUAAAGAUGCCCAAUUAUUCAGUUGAAACUCAAAAGAUGAUAGUGGCUGCCACUAUGACCCUUCACAACUACGUUCGAUAUCUUGAUAAGGGUGAUCUUCACUUUCUUCGAGUCGACAGAGAUCCCAACUAUGUCCCAACUAUCCCUUCAAGGUAUCAACGGUAUGCCAUCCCUCCGAAUGCAUCAGAUGUGUCAACCUCGGAGGCUAGUGAUAAAGACAUGGACCUGUUCCGUAAUAGACUAGCAACUAAUAUUGCUCUUGGUUGGUGACUUCCACUUCUGCUAUAAAUGUGAAACCAUCCGAAGCAGAGUAUAUAUGUUUUUGGUUCUAUUCAAGCAAUCACCAGCAUUGCAUAAAGGUUUUCAUGUGUUGAAUGCAGGACCUCCACUGGACUAGAGUGAUGUCUACAAAGUACAUGUGUUUAUGCUGCCUUUGUUUGUGUUUAUCUUAGGAAAAAAAUCCUAUUUGUUUAUGUUGCUAAAAUCAUGUAAUUUCAGCAAACUCAUGCUGAAGCGUUCUUGUGCG